Molecule: messenger RNA, 435 nt
Organism: Octopus sinensis (East Asian common octopus)
Lineage: Eukaryota; Metazoa; Mollusca; Cephalopoda; Octopoda; Octopodidae
Product: protein GVQW3-like
Exons: 2
Coding region: 1-435 (144 amino acids)
Source: RefSeq, a predicted model, not a curated record
AUGGCUGCACCUCAGUGGAAAGUGAGGCAAGCUCAGGCAAGCUAUCCACCUGCCGAAAUAAAGAUCCAGUCGAGAAGGUUCUUAUACUUGAAAGAGAUCCGGUUCUUACACUUCGAUGAGAUAAAAGAAGUUUAUGGUGACGAUGCACCAUCAUACGACGUAAUCAAGCACUGGAAUCGCCAGUUCAAAUGUGGUCGGACAUCGGUGGAAACUGCUGCUAUUCAUGGACGACAACAUCCCGCCACUGAUGUCAACACAAUACAUAAAAUGGUAGUCGCCACUUUGGAGGAUCACCGCAUAACUAUUCGGCAACUAGCCCAAGAAGUGAAGAUAAGUGUAGGGUCCGUGGGAAAAAUCAUUUAUGACCAUUUGAACAUGCGGAAGUUGUCUGUGCGAUGGAUUCUCCGAAUGCUCACAGUUCAGAAACAAGAAUGA